AUGCAAGAAUCACAGAAGCAGAAUCAAGUCGUUCUCAACGUAGAGACUCCAAACUCCAUACGCAAACAGUCUCUAAAAAAAUCCCCCGACCUACCCUCCGAAGAAAAACCCCCAAAUCCUACAACCGCCACUCGCUCCCGCACCCUCCAUCGCCUCCUUAGCCACUCCAAGGCCAAGGCCCGCUUUGGUGAGCUCAACGACCCCCACCCUCUCAAACCCGCCCCAGUCUCCGAAGACCACCCCCCCGAAUCCGAAUCCGAAGACGAGCGAGAUGCAACCGUUAAGGACGGCAGAAAGAAGCACAAGAUCAACAUCCGGGCCAUCGUUGAGUGGGCUGCCUUCAUCGUCAUCACGGCCUGCCUCGUCUCCAGUCUCACUGUCACGUCCCUCCGCGACCGUAAACACUGGGGGCUUGAGCUCUGGAAAUGGUGCCUUACGGUUCUCGUCAUCUUCUGCGGCCGUCUCGUUUCCAGCUGGCUCGUCCGCUUCGGCGUCUACCUCAUCGAGCGCAGUUUCAUGCUACGCGAGAAGGUACUCUACUUCGUUUACGGUCUGCAGAGGGGAGUGCAGAUCUGCGUCUGGAUUUCCCUCGUCCUGCUAGCAUGGACACUGAUUUUCGAUCCGGAGGUCGAAGUGUCGAGCCGCUCUCGCAGGCUCCUGAAGAAGGUCACACGCGUUCUUAUAGCAGCUCUGGUGGGGUCCAUCAUAUGGCUGGUGAAGAUCGUGCUCGUAAAAAUGCUAGCAUCGUCGUUCCACGUCUCGACCUUCUUUGACCGGAUGAAGGAGAGCGUCUUCCACCAGUACAUAUUGGAGACGCUGUCCGGAGAGCCGCUCGGUGAGGUGUCACGGUCGCCGAGCCAGACGAAGUCGAUGCGCCGGUCGAAGACGCUGCCGGCCCGGCUUUCGAUGAGGAGAGACGGGAAAGACGGGAGAGACGAGAUGGUGAUCGACAUGGAGCAGCUGAGGAAGCUGAGCGAGGGGAAUCCGUCCACGUGGGGCAUGAAGCGGCUAAUGAGCCACGUGAUGUCGACGGGGCUGUCCACGAUCUCGAAGACCGUGGAUGAGACGAUGGAGGAUUCCAGUGGGAAAGAAGGUGAGAUUUCUAGCGAGUGGGAGGCGAGGCAGGAGGGCAAGCGAAUCUUCCAACGCGUCGCCAAGCCCAACGCCAAGUACAUCGAAGAGGAUGAUCUGUUGAAGUACUUGAAGAAGGAUGAGGUCCGGACCAUAUUCCCUCUCUUCCGAGGAUCUGAGACUGGAAAGAUCAGAAAGUCAGCUUUCAGGGACUGGGUGGUGAAAGCUUAUAAUGAGCGGAAAGCUCUUGCUCAUGCCUUGAAUGAUACCAAGACAGCAGUGCAGCAGCUACACAAGCUAGCGAGUGCAAUUGUGAUCGUGAUCAUAAUUGUGGUGUCUCUGCUGGUGAUGGGGGUCGCGACUACCAAAGUUGUAUUCGUCAUCACAUCCCAAUUAGUGCUUGUGGGAUUCAUGUUUGGGAACACCUGCAAGACCAUCUUUGAAUCCGUAAUCUUUGUCUUCGUCAUGCACCCUUUUGAUGUUGGUGAUCGUUGUGUUAUCGACGGUGUCCAGAUGGUUGUGGAUGAGAUGAACAUUUUAACGACCAUAUUCCUCCGUUUUGACAACGAGAAGAUUUACUACCCCAAUGCGGUGCUGCUCACAAAGGCCAUCAGCAAUUUCAACAGAAGUCCCAAUAUGGGUGACAACAUCGAAUUCUCGAUAGAUGUUUCUACUUCAGAGAGCACCUUCAACAACAUGAAGACUUCCAUUCGAAUGUACAUAGAGAGCAAGCCCAAGCACUGGCAACAACAACACUCGGUGGUCGUGAAAGAGAUCGAAGAGGUGAACAAAAUGAAGAUAAUUCUCUACAUUCUACACACCAUCAACUUCCAGAACUUCAUGGAGAGGAACAACCGACGGUCGGAACUCAUCUUCGAGUUGAAGAGAAUCUUUGAGAACCUCAACAUCAAAUACCACCUUCUCCCUCAAAAGAUUCAUCUCACCCAAUUCACCACGGCCACUGUGGGUAUGCCGGUUCCAUGACAACGCUGAUGCCGAUCUGGGCCAUGAUAGCGUCUUUGCCCACCCUGGAAGACAUCUGGGUGGUCUUGAUCUGAUGAUGAUGUAAUGGCACUUUGGCUUUUAAUGGAAGUUGUGUGUGGCGUUUGUGUUCUUCCAACAAGUUGAGCGCAGUGGGAAGAAUGCCUGAUUUGUGUGGUGCCCAAUGUCUAGUGCGUGUGACAUCCACUCCCACUCCGUCCAUCAGGUGUGCCUUCUACUUCACCAAGCAUCCUGAAAACAAUCCUGAUCCAAACCUCUGUUGGGCCGAACUACAAAACCAUUCACGAAUUGCCACUUCUGAUUUUUGUAUCAGGCUACAUUUUAGAGAGUUUGUUCAUCCUGGCUGGGUGCACCUGAUGAAUGGGUUGGAUGGAACGCACGGAACAAAAUGUACCCCAUUUGGCAUCACCUCCCAUUGUUAUCAUUUUGUGGUCCACCUGAAUUGUAGAUCGGGCUGAUAUUUGUUACCAAGUCCUUAAAUCGAGGGGUGCACCUGAUGGACAGUGGAUUUUCCACACAAAACAUGACUACUGUAAGUGUUCUG
Magnolia sinica is the source of this 2617-nucleotide messenger RNA. RefSeq names its product mechanosensitive ion channel protein 10-like. The transcript has 6 exons. Gene Ontology annotation, cellular component: plasma membrane. The coding region runs from base 1 to 2055 and encodes 684 amino acids. Gene Ontology annotation, biological process: transmembrane transport; monoatomic anion transport; detection of mechanical stimulus. Gene Ontology annotation, molecular function: mechanosensitive monoatomic ion channel activity. Lineage: Eukaryota; Viridiplantae; Streptophyta; Magnoliopsida; Magnoliales; Magnoliaceae. The record is from RefSeq and is a predicted model, not a curated record.